CCCUAACAGCGGCUUUGCUUCGCUGCUCGCAACGAAACUAGAUACAGCAGUAAUUUGCCGUUAGUGGAAUUUUUCGGCGCUUCCAAGGUGGAAGAACAUCAGUGUAACAACUUUAAAGCGGCUGUAAAAAGAAAAUUAGUUAUUCACAAAGCAAAUACAAAUGGAAAUAUAAAUAUUCAGUAGUGUAUUAAGACUUUUUAGUAAUACUGUGCAACUAAAAGGCGCUUCCCAAAAUGAUGUACCCAUGCAUGCGUAUGACGCGUGCACUACGCAAUUUGUACCAUUGUGUUUUAUUGUUUCUUCUUGUCAUACCCAUUGGGAUCGGUGUGUUCACUCUAUUUUGCGGAAGUUACGUAGCACAUAGUGUAAUACCCACCAUCUGCGAGUCUUACAGUCAAAAUCACACCAACGGCCCAUUGUGCGAAGAGUUCUGCACCAAACCGUCGGUCUUUAGCGAUUUCCACUGCAUUCGCGGGAUUCCAUACGCAUUUACCGCCGAAAAAAAUGGGAACGUUUACGAUUUCCAAUUGGUGGCGGAAUCGCUUGACGAUCUGACAUGGCGCGAUAAGAACGGCGUUAAUGUUUAUCCAAAAUCUGCGGACUUGUAUCACAUGGUCAAAAUGCAUCUAUUGGUUAAUUAUAAUGUGACGCUGGAAGAUAAUGUGCUGAAACGCUUAAUCAACAACGAAGUCGAUGAAAAUGAACCGACUCAAAUAAAAGAUUUCUGGAACCUUUUCAAUGACAAUGACUAUGUGAUGACUAAGCUAUUCGAAGAUGAAGCAAUACUUCCAACAAUGCUGGGCACUUGCGGAAGCAUGUUUGUAACGGAGCAUUUGCACACUCCAUUUGAGAUAAGAAAUGGUUUAACACAUAAACAUCUGAACUUUCAAACCAUGUACGAAUAUGUAUUGCGUUUGGACAUGCUCAACCCGGAUCCGGUGAAAAUCUGCAAAAUGCGGUUGGAUUAUUUUGGCUUAUCGGCAGACCAUAGAGUCAAAGUUCGGAACGCGCGCUACAUUAUGUUGGAGAGUCAACUGCUUAAGGAGCUGGCGAGCGGCAAAUCUUGUUGGUACGACACCGAUUGCCACUGGUUUGACUGUAUUGGUAGCUGUGUGAAAAAUAAGUGCAUGAACCCGCCAAGACAGAAUAAUGUACAACAGUUAUGUCAAUAUGUGCAUAUGAAUCCAGAACAAUUUCGCUAUUUUCGGGCACAAGACGAAAUGCGUAUACUCUAUGAGUAUGUGUGCAAGCGAAAGUACCGGCAGAACUAUUGGUAGACAGGCAUAUGAAUAAACUGAGCUACAUACUCACAUGCUGAGCUACAUAUACACUGAUAUACGUACAUGACUUACUGACACACAUCUUUACUAACUCAGGUACAUUCCGAUACACUAAAAUACAUACAUGACACACUGACAUACAUACAUACAUAUGUAUAUGUAUAACUGACAUAUAGUGACCGAGCGCUGUUGAUUGGAGACAAUUCCUGGUGCAGGCAGAAUUUUCGAGCUGACCGGUUUUCUGCAGCAAAUUUAUGUGGACUUUAUACAUACAGACAUGAUAUACUAUUACAUACUGACAUACGUCUAUAUACAUACAUACAUACACAUUUAGGACAGCGUUGCUCUUCUUUAUAAGUAUUCCAGAUUUACAAAAAAAAUAAAGCACUCAUUGCCAAAUAUAACUGUAAAUACAUGCUCAUGUAUACAUACAAACGUACAAAUCAUAUAUGCCAUUCGUUUUGAAAAGCUCCAAAAUCGCCAAUAUCACUUUAUUUACAAAAAUGAAAAAAAACUUUACAUUGAAAAUAAAUAAUCUUGGUAUAAGCAACAAAAAGAAA
Bactrocera dorsalis (oriental fruit fly) is the source of this 1840-nucleotide messenger RNA. RefSeq names its product divergent protein kinase domain 1C (gene aln). Bases 234 to 1277 code for a protein of 347 amino acids. NCBI's taxonomy places the organism in Eukaryota, Metazoa, Arthropoda, Insecta, Diptera, Tephritidae. The transcript has 6 exons. The record is from RefSeq and is a predicted model, not a curated record.